AUGGAAAGGUUUUUAAAAAGAAUAGACAAACCAACAUUGGAUCAAAACUCCAAUGAGACACCGAGUACCCGUAAAAAAGCAAGGCAUUCUGACCAGAAUAAUCUGGAUGAAAUUGUUAGCGAUGUAUGCUCCAGCGAGGUUGACGACGAAUCCGAUUCAGAUGAAGAUGUGUCGGCAAAAAAGUACACAAAACGUGCGUGUUUGCAAAACGCAAUUUAUGCUGCCUGUCAUACUUCAAUAAACUCGGUAGAUCAUUUGACAUUAUUACAAAAAAAGACAUUCUGCGAUAGUGCUAUUGCCAAGGACUUGCAAAUGGGUCGCACAAAAUGUACUAAAAUUAUUGAAAACGUUUUGUGUCCAUAUUUCAAAAAGGAACUAAUAGCUGAUAUCGGAGAUAUCGUUUUUAGUCUUUUAAUAGAUGAAUCUACGGAUGUAUCGGUGAAGAAGCAGCUUGGUAUUGUUGUGCGUUAUUAUAGUGAAAGUUCUCGUUGUAUAGUAAACACAUUUUUAAAAUUAGUAGAACUUGAAGACUCUACAGCUUCUGCAAUUACUAAAGCAAUUUUGUUGACACUAAAUGAAUUUAACGUGAAUUUAAACAAAUUUAAAGGUCUUGGUACCGAUAAUGCUAAUGCUAUGGUGGGUGCAAAUAAAGGUGUCAUAGCACAACUGAAAAACUCAAAUAUUAUAUUAGUGCCUUGUGUGUGCCAUUCAGUACAAUUGGCAGUAUCCAGUGCUUCCAAAUAUAAAUAA
Molecule: messenger RNA, 750 nt
Organism: Lucilia sericata (common green bottle fly)
Lineage: Eukaryota; Metazoa; Arthropoda; Insecta; Diptera; Calliphoridae
Exons: 5
Coding region: 1-750 (249 amino acids)
Source: RefSeq, a predicted model, not a curated record